This is a messenger RNA of Glycine soja, 959 nucleotides long. RefSeq names its product floral homeotic protein PMADS 2-like. NCBI's taxonomy places the organism in Eukaryota, Viridiplantae, Streptophyta, Magnoliopsida, Fabales, Fabaceae. The record is from RefSeq and is a predicted model, not a curated record. Gene Ontology annotation, cellular component: nucleus. Gene Ontology annotation, molecular function: protein dimerization activity; DNA-binding transcription factor activity, RNA polymerase II-specific; RNA polymerase II cis-regulatory region sequence-specific DNA binding. The coding region runs from base 121 to 666 and encodes 181 amino acids. Gene Ontology annotation, biological process: positive regulation of transcription by RNA polymerase II. The transcript has 7 exons.
GCUAUAUACCUCUUUAUCUUUCCACCUCUCCAUUCAACAAAGCAAUUAAGAAACACAAAAGAUAGAAAGAAAAUAAAGAGAAGGAGAAGGGGAGAAGAGAGAAAGGUUGCAUUGAGAGAUAUGGGGAGGGGUAAGAUUGAGAUCAAAAGGAUUGAGAACUCAAGCAACAGGCAAGUUACCUACUCAAAGAGGAAGAAUGGGAUCCUUAAGAAGGCAAAGGAAAUUAGUGUUCUAUGUGAUGCUCAAGUUUCCCUUAUCAUCUUUGGUGUCUCUGGGAAGAUGCAUGAGUACAUCAGCCCCUCCACUACGUUGAUUGACGUCCUGGACAGAUACCAAAGAGCCUCUGGGAAGACCCUGUGGGAUGCUAAGCAUGAGAACCUCAGCAAUGAAAUUGAUAGAAUCAAGAAAGAGAAUGACAGCAUGCAAAUUGAGCUCAGGCACUUGAAAGGAGAGGACAUCACGUCACUGAAUUACAAGGAACUGAUGGCUCUAGAGGAUGCCCUUGAAAAUGGCCUCAGUGGAGUCCGUGAGAAAAAGAUGGAAGUGCACAGGAUGUUCAAGAGAAAUGACAAGAUUUUGGAGGAGCAAAAUAAGGAACUCAAUUUCCUUCUGCAACAACAUUUGGCACUAGAAGGUAUGGGAAACAUGCAUGGACAAUGGAUUUAACGAGAUUAAAAGGGUAUUCAAUUCGCAUAUGCAACGCGCAGCUAGCCUAAAACAGCCAAAUCUAAAAGAAAGAAUAUAGAUUAAUGGCUGGUCUUGUCAAAUUAGUUCUGCUCAAAGCCUUAAGUUAUAUGAACUUCUAUCAUUUCUGAUUUCGGCCGUAUUUGUUAAAGCUCGGUAGUGUAUCUCUAAAACUUGUUAUACGAUUAUUGAAUUCUGAUUACGAAACUAUCAAUUAAUGUGCAUGUAUGCUGCCAAUUUGAGUUAUAUAUACAUGCAUGGAGAAAUGCUAAUUA